Myotis daubentonii (Daubenton's bat) is the source of this 4209-nucleotide messenger RNA. RefSeq names its product cell adhesion molecule 1 (gene CADM1). NCBI's taxonomy places the organism in Eukaryota, Metazoa, Chordata, Mammalia, Chiroptera, Vespertilionidae. Gene Ontology annotation, biological process: cell recognition; susceptibility to natural killer cell mediated cytotoxicity; detection of stimulus. Gene Ontology annotation, molecular function: signaling receptor binding. Gene Ontology annotation, cellular component: neuron projection; synapse; plasma membrane. The record is from RefSeq and is a predicted model, not a curated record.
CCGGAGGAAGCCGCCGCCGCCAGUCUGAGGCAGGUGCCCGACAUGGCGAGUGCUGUGCUGCCGAGCGGAUCCCAGUGUGCGGCGGCGGCGGCGGCGGCGGCGGCGGCGCCUCCCGGGCUCCGGCUCCGGCUUCUGCUGUUGCUCCUCUCCGCCGCGGCAUUGAUCCCCACAGGUGAUGGACAGAAUUUGUUUACGAAAGACGUGACAGUUAUCGAGGGAGAAGUUGCAACCAUCAGCUGUCAAGUCAAUAAGAGUGACGACUCCGUGAUUCAGCUCCUGAAUCCCAACAGGCAGACCAUCUACUUCAGGGACUUCAGGCCUUUGAAGGACAGCAGGUUUCAGCUGCUGAAUUUUUCCAGCAGUGAACUCAAAGUGUCGCUGACAAAUGUCUCCAUUUCCGACGAAGGAAGAUACUUCUGCCAGCUCUACACCGACCCCCCGCAGGAGAGCUACACCACAAUCACAGUGCUGGUCCCACCACGUAACCUGGUCAUCGACAUCCAGAAAGACACGGCCGUGGAGGGCGAGGAGAUCGAAGUCAACUGCACGGCCAUGGCCAGCAAGCCGGCCACCACUAUCCGGUGGUUCAAAGGCAACACGGAGCUCAAAGGCAAAUCGGAGGUGGAAGAGUGGUCGGACAUGUACACCGUGACUAGUCAGCUGAUGCUGAAGGUGCGCAGGGAGGACGACGGGGUCCCAGUGAUCUGCCAGGUGGAGCACCCUGCCGUCACCGGGAACCUGCAGACCCAGCGGUACCUAGAAGUACAGUAUAAGCCUCGGGUGCAUAUUCAGAUGACUUACCCUCUACAAGGCCUGACCCGGGAAGGGGACGCGCUUGAGUUAACCUGUGAAGUCAGCGGGAAACCCCAGCCUGUCAAGGUAACCUGGGUGCGAGUCGAUGAUGAAAUGCCCCAGCACGCCGUGCUGUCCGGGCCCAACCUGUUCAUCAAUAACCUGAACAAAACAGAUAACGGGACGUACCGCUGCGAAGCCUCCAACGCCGUGGGGAAAGCUCACUCGGAUUACACGCUGUAUGUAUAUGAUCCCCCCACAACUAUCCCUCCUCCCACAACAACCACCACCACCACCACCACCACCACCACCACCAUCCUUACCAUCAUCCCAGACACAACGGCGACGACAGAGCCAGCAGUUCACGGCCUUACUCAGUUGCCCAAUUCCGCAGAAGAACUGGACAGUGAGGACCUCGCAGACUCCCGGGCAGGUGACGAAGGCUCCAUCCGGGCCGUGGACCACGCCGUGAUUGGCGGCGUCGUGGCUGUGGUGGUGUUCGCCAUGCUGUGCUUGCUCAUCAUUCUGGGGCGCUACUUUGCCAGACACAAAGGUACAUACUUCACUCAUGAAGCCAAAGGAGCCGAUGACGCAGCAGACGCAGACACAGCCAUAAUCAAUGCAGAAGGAGGACAGAACAACUCCGAAGAAAAGAAAGAGUACUUCAUCUAGAGCAGCCUUUCCUUUCCAUGAGGUGUCCCGCUGGCCCUAUUUAGAUGAUAAAGAGACAGUGAUAUUGGAACUUGAGAGACAUUCGUGUGAUUUUUUAUGAAUGGGUGGAAAGGCGCGAGACCUGGAAGGCUUGGGAUUUGCUGUAUAAAAAAAAAAAAUGUUCUUUGAAAAGUACACUCUGCUGAUUGACACCUCUUUUUUUGUGUUUUUUGUUUUUUUUUUUAAAUUUUAUUUCCUCCUACCAAGUCAAACUUGGAUGCUUGGGUUUAGUUUGGGUAGAUUGCAGAAAAUUCUGUGCCUUGUUUUUUGUUUGUUUGUUGCGUUCCUUCUUAUUCCUCUUUGUGCGCAUUUAUUUUUCAAAAGAUGUUUUGAUUUUUUUUUUUUUAAAUCUCCGAUUUUGGAAUUUGCCUGCUGGGAUUCCUUAGAAUCUUCCCCCCUUCCCCUUAUUUUGCUAUUGUUUUUACUUUUUUUGUUUAUUGCUGAAGUAACUGCUUUGUGUUCAAAAUUCAGUUUCAUAAAAGGAGAACCAGCACAGCUUGGAUUUCAUAGUUCAGAACUUAGUGUAUCCAUAUGCAUUCUUCUCUGUUGUUGUAAAGAUUUGGGUGAACAAACAAUGAGAACUCUUUGCUGCUGCCCAUGUUUCAGAUACGUAGAGCAGUGAAGACUAGAAACGUAGACUGUGAUUCAGAAACUGUUCUGUUUGCUGUGGAACUACAUUACUGUACAGGGUUAUCUGCCAGUGAGGUGUGUCGCAACAAGGUGGAAUCUGUCUUUCCUCUGUGUCUGUAGACGGCUCCGUGUAGCUCCCCCACACUGCCCAGAGCGUGGGCUGGAAAGAGCUCCUCUUUUCGUGCCCUCACAGACCUGACAGGGAGGGCCGUUCCUUUGUGUAAGCGGACAAAUGUGAGUUGCCACAGGAGGGGACACAGGGCGGGGGAGCGAUAGUUCUGCUCUGGUUGUUUCUGUUCCAAAUGAUUCCAUCCACCUUUCCCAGUCGGCCUUACUUCUCACUAAUUUGUAGGCAAGAGCAGGUCGGUGCGAUGGGAGCAUGACUGAAUGGGACAGGUCUUCCCUUUGUGCUCAGCCCGGAAGGGGGUGGAUGUGGCCUGCAUGUACUGUAUAUUACAGAUAUUUGUCAUGCUGGGAUGUCCAACUCAAACCCGUGUGAAACUUUCCUUCCUUCAGAUCAGGCUCGACAAAGGCAGGAGGUCCAGAAGGAGGCCAGUCCUCACGCUGGUCUGCGUGGACCUCCGUUCCCAAAAGGUCAGAGCAGAGGUGGGGAGCCGCAUGCAGGGCUUUUCAGUUACUUAAUCAAAACUCAAAUGUGAGUGUUUUUAUCUUUUUACCUUUCAUACACUAGCCUUGGCCUCUUUCCUCAGCCUUAAGAACCAUCUGCCAAAAAAUUACCAAUCCUCGCAUGACAGCAGCCAUAGUGCAUAGCUACUAAAGAAGCCACCGGAGGGCGUCGUGGGCGGAGCCUGGGGGAAGGGGAGGAGUCAGUUCUCUACAUUUUCUAAAGGCAGGUAUGUCUAGGAACCUAGAAGUAGUCCUGAAGGAUAGAGACAAAACUCUUACCAGGCGUCUUGGUAAGGCCCCAGACUCCAGAACGCAGUCCCUAUAGAAAGAUGGCAUCAAAAAAGAUAGAUCUAUAUAUAUAUAAAUAUAUAUUAUAUAACAUUUUCAGUGAGUAACUUUGGAUUUUGCAAGGUGCAUUUUUACUAUUGUUACAUUAUGUGGAAAACUUACGCUGAUUUAUUUAAGGGGGAAAAGUGUCAACUCUUUGUUAUUUGAAAGCGUGUUUAUUUUUCUUGUCUUUACUUUAACCUUUGAUAGAACCAUUUGCAGUACGGGGCCUUUGGGAGCGGGCUGGCUCGAAAGAGGAGAUCCCCCGGGCAGCUCUGUCUCCCUCUCCCGUCCAGAGGCACUAACCCAGACAAAGGCCACAACCAACGUCCCUUUUCCACGGAAUUUUAUAACGUGCAGCUCUCUCCCGAGCCCCUAGCUCCCAUCCUGACCUAGCGUGACCAGAUCAAAGGGUGAGAAUCAUUGGCAUGUUGUCGACAGGGUUUUUUCAGUCAUUCUUUUGAGGAAGAUAAAAAAACGAAACGUAGCAUCGCUCACAGAAUUGGCAUCUCCGUUUUGGGACCUCCCGUCUUUCUGUUUUGAAAAGUGUACAGUAGUGCAGUGUUCCUGAUGUAACUUUAUGGCUUACAAUGUUGACAUGUCUCAGGUCCAUGUGUUUUGAUUGGUGUUUUCCGUCUCAGGUAGAUCGCUAAGUGUAGGCCCCACACAUUGGAAAAAAAAUAAAAUAAAACCAAGCAAAAACAGGAAAUUCUGGACUUUAGUUGUAUAUUGGUUCAUGUAUUUUUCUUAAGUAUACAGUGCACUGUUUGAAAUGUAUUGUUGAGUAUUACUUUGUACAGGUCGGUCACUUUUUUUAGAGUGAAGAAAGAACAAACUUGUUUUUUGUGUUUUUUAAAGGAAUAUAAAAUAAUGAAGGAUGUACAAUUGAUGCCAAAUAAGCUUGUUCUUUAGUCACACCGACGUCCUAUCUCCCUCUAGGCCAGUUCUGUUGCUAAGGUGUCCAUGGACGGUGUUACGGUGUAAGAAACUCCAUAUCCAUAUGUUCCCAUUCGCAUUUUGUAUUGGUUCAUGUAUACCAUUUUUACAAAAGAAAAAAAAAGAAAAAAAGAAGUACUAUAAAAUAUCUGUCUUCUUAAUAAAAAAAUUAAUGUUACAAAGUGA